Messenger RNA from Xiphophorus maculatus (southern platyfish), 1121 nucleotides. RefSeq lists its product as uncharacterized. The coding region runs from base 230 to 838 and encodes 202 amino acids. The record is from RefSeq and is a predicted model, not a curated record. Lineage: Eukaryota; Metazoa; Chordata; Actinopteri; Cyprinodontiformes; Poeciliidae. The transcript has 7 exons.
UUUUUGUUUUCACUCUGCAGACUCAAGACAUGCUGAGCAACCUCGAGUCAACGUCUGUGCGCAUCGUCAAGCAUCACCAGCCUCCCUCCUCCUCCUCCGCCGGCCGGACCGCCCCCUUCUUCCAGCCCCCGCAGCCGCUGACCCAGGUCCGGCCCCGGUCGCGGCCAGCAGUACCCAGGGCCCCGGCCCGAGCUGCGGCGCCAGCCAGGGCAGCGCCGCGGACCUGCAGAUGGCCACCAUCCCGGAGGACACCAGCAACGACUCUCACCUGGCCGAGGAGGCGCGGCCGCGCGAUUUCACAACCGCAGGAGUCUCCUCGUCGGCUACGAAAUCCUCCUACGAGGAUCUGACCGAGCAGAACCCAUCAGCGAAGGAGCGGCGGCGCCUCCAGAGGCAGGAGCGCCUCGAAAGUUCAAUGUCAAGAAGAGAGAGAACACAUAUCUCGGAGGAAGCGAAGGUCUUCCUCCAGAAAGACUAUAAAGAAGGGAUGACCAGGGUGGGAUCUCCACUGGUUGGAGCGGCAUCCCAGGCCACUGGCUUGCCACCGUUUGUCAUUGAUAACUGGAUUGGAAACUAUAGAAGAAAAAAGCCAUCUUCUUCUCAACCUAAAAACAAGAAGUUAUACACCAAGGACCUGUCUGGUUACAACCUGUUCUGCAGGGAUCAGUUAAAGAACAAGGACCCCGGGAGGAAAAUUAGGACACCAACUGUGGAAGACAUUUUGAAUGCAAUGUGUGCAAAUGAUGAGCGGAGCGUAACAGAGCCUAUGGGUUUGACGGAAGUGCUGUCAAGAGAACCGACUACAGAUGAUACUACGGAUGUUUGCAACAUCUGUUGAACAGACGUUCAUCACUGAACAUCUGUUCAGUGAUGAGAAAAAAAAUGCCAAGAAGAAGUGGCGUGAGUGGCGACGUUGCAACACAUGUGAGCAGUGGUCACACCUGGCAUGUGGAUUCAAGAAAAACUGAAAAAUUGUCUGCACUGGGACUGCAAAAAAGACACUUCUAAUUUGGUCACAGUUGUGACAUCUGACAUCUGUCAAUGUUAGCAUUUCCUGUAGUUUUUUCUUAAACAAUUGAUAAAUGUACAAUGCAUCAAUAAAAGCUUUUGUAUUGAAAAGA